CCAUGGAUGACCACCAACUCCAACAACAGCAGCGAAACGACAACUCAAACCCCAAUGGCAAGACGUACUAUGAGAGUCAGAGGGAGAUGCUCGUCACUGAGAUAGCGCAGUCUCUGGAGCACGUUCUAGUCAACAUCAACCGCCUAAACCGCUCCAUGGAAGAACUGAUCCAAGUCGGCAACGAAUUCGCACCCGUCGAGAGCCUGUGGAGCCACUUUGAAUCCGUCAUGGGGAAUACGAACACGGCUGCUAAUAAUCAGUCUACGGCUUCGCCUCAACAUCAGAACCAGGAGGGUGGUGACAAGAAGAAAAAAGAUGCGGGGAGUGAGGCGGGUGGAGAGGGCGAGGGCGACACUACAGGGGUGGGUGCUGAGGAGGAAGGGGAGGGAGAUGAGAGUAUGUAUUGAUGUGCGUGUGUUGAAGGACCUGUGCAAGGCAAAUUGGGGGGCUAUUAUGUUCCUGCUCUAUAUUCACGGGUUGUCAUGCAGAUGGUUGCGACCGGUCAUGUAUAUUGAUCGGUCGUGGUUCAUGAACCUACAUGUACACAUGUACAUGGCGCGAGGCAACGCCGAAGGGUUUUCCCUUCUU
Molecule: messenger RNA, 588 nt
Organism: Periconia digitata
Lineage: Eukaryota; Fungi; Ascomycota; Dothideomycetes; Pleosporales; Periconiaceae
Source: the annotation of a GenBank genome assembly